UAACCUAUGAUGUUCCUUGCCUUAUGGUGUAACCAUGGGGAGAAGGAGUAAUUUGCACAAAUUCUACAAAAUCCUCAGAGAAUAUGACUGCUAACCAGGAUGUUGACUGUCAAUAUUUUAAGAUGGUUCCUUAUCACUAAUAACAAGUAGAUAAUGUACUAUGUCAACAAAGAGAUGAUAUAAAAGAGGCAGCAUUUCAGAAUCUCCCCAACUCCUGGUCCACUCUUAGCUCUUCCAGAAGAGGGACUGACAAGCUCCAACAAGAUGAAGAUUCUGCUGUUGACUCCUCUGCUUGCUCUGGUUGUUGCUAACCAGAAACCUCCAUCUGUGGAAGAACUCUCAAAGUUUUCAGGACCCUGGAACCUCAUUUUCGUUGCAGCUAAUAACAAAGAGAAGCUGGACAUAAAUGGGCCAUUCAGGACUUAUAUCUGUAAUAUUGAAUUUAAGGAUAAAGAUGGCAUGGUCAUCUUCAAAUAUUAUUCCGUAGUUAAUGGAAAAUGCAUAGGAGCAACUGCAACUAGAAAAAAAACAGGAAAUUCUUAUGAAAUUGAAUAUGCAGGUAAAACUUUAUUCCAAGUUAUUUAUGCAACAAAAGCUGCUGUGAUAGCACGUGCUACCAACGUGGAUGAGGAAGGCUUGGUCACCAAGAUGACUGAAAUCUUUGGUGACAUCCUACAGCACAAGUACUUCUUCAGCAGACCUAGAUCUGGGAACACUCCACCUUCCACAGCUAUGCCUCAUGGUCCAAUUGACUUCGCAUGCAAGAAUCCCUUCUAUUUAUGGCUUGCUCCAUAUGGGCAGGUCCUUGAUGCAGAAUGAUCAUUGUGGUCAGGAAGAUUAAAGAGGCUGUUUGGGGGGAAGAAGGAGAUGAUAAAGUCAUGCCUUCUAGAACUUUGGGCCCUAGAGAAAUAGGCAACCUGUAUCAAUUCACUUGGGAAAUCUACAAAUGGAAUCUAGUUGCCUACCACAUGGAAACUUCAAGAGGAUGAGUGGUAAAAGCACGUAUCAUGAUAUUUGGUGCCAUAAAUAAGAGAAAGAGUAUUAAAUGAGGCACAAGCCCAGAUUCUCUCCAGCAUGGAGCUUCCCUGCACUGUUCCAGAGGAGGGCUUGACAAGCACCAACGAAAUCAACAAGAUGAAAAUUCUGCUUCUGGGUCUUGCACUUGGUCUGGUUUGUGCUGACCAGGAUCUUCCAGUUGAGGAAGACUGUUCUAAGAUGACAGGAGCAUGGCAUCUGAUAACAUAAACAAGAUUGGCUCUGAUGGCCCAUUUCAGGCUUACCUCCACUCGAUGGAAUGCUUGAAUGAAAGCAAAAUUUUGUCCUACACGUUUUACGUCAAGAUUAAUGGUGAAUGCAUAAAAUACACAGAGCAGGGAGUGAGAACAGGAGAAGACCAGACCUACAGCCUCGACUGUAAGUAGUGAUGUUCUCGUAUGCUGUGCUGGUUGGAAUGUAUUAUGUCCCCCAGAAAAAGCCAUAUUCUUUGAUGCAAUCUUGUGGGGCAGACAUAUU
Molecule: messenger RNA, 1512 nt
Organism: Choloepus didactylus (southern two-toed sloth)
Lineage: Eukaryota; Metazoa; Chordata; Mammalia; Pilosa; Megalonychidae
Product: odorant-binding protein-like
Exons: 10
Coding region: 265-819 (184 amino acids)
Source: RefSeq, a predicted model, not a curated record